Messenger RNA from Colletotrichum phormii, 939 nucleotides. RefSeq names its product dihydrodipicolinate synthetase. Gene Ontology annotation, molecular function: 4-hydroxy-tetrahydrodipicolinate synthase activity. The record is from RefSeq and is a predicted model, not a curated record. NCBI's taxonomy places the organism in Eukaryota, Fungi, Ascomycota, Sordariomycetes, Glomerellales, Glomerellaceae. The coding region runs from base 1 to 939 and encodes 312 amino acids. The transcript has a single exon.
AUGGGUUCCAAUGUCGGCCUUGACCUCCGCGGUCUCACCCCUGCCCCCGUCACCCCCUUCAACAAGGACGGCAGCGUAGACUACGAUGCUAUCCAUCGUCUCGGAUCCUGGCUCGGCAGCAUCUCAGGCGUCAAGGGUCUCGUCGUACUCGGUCACGCCGGUGAGGGCACCUUCCUCACACAAGACGAACAACUCGCCGUCAUCAAGGCUUUUGUCAAAUCCGUCGACAACCGCAUCCCCAUCAUUGCCGGCAUUACGGGAGAAGGCACCGAAGUAGCCGCCCUCGAAGCUAAGCGCGCUCGGGAAGCCGGUGCCUCGGCCGGCCUCUUGUACCCUUCGCACGGCUGGCUCCGCUUCGGCUACCAGCCCGGUGCUCCGCAGGACCGGUACAAGCGCGUCUUUGAGGUCAGCAGCCUGCCGCUGAUUCUGUUCCAAUACCCGGACGUCACAAAGGCGACGUACAACUUGCAGACUCUUCUCGAUAUUUCGGCGCAACCUGGUGUCUUUGCGAUGAAGAACGGCGUCCGAAACAUGAGACGAUGGGACACUGAGAUCCCCGUCAUCCGAAAGGAGAGACCGGAUCUCCAGAUUCUCACCUGCCAUGACGAGUAUCUUUUGCACACGGUCUUUGAUGUUGAUGGUUUCCUGGUUGGCUACGGCAACAUUGCGCCCGAGGCUCUGAUUGAGUUGAUCAAGGCUGGCAAGGCAAAAGAUUACCCCAGAGCGAGGGAGAUCCACGACAAGUUGUUACCGGUGACCAAGGCUGUGUACCAUCGAGGAUCGCACAUGGAGGGCACCGUGGCGUUGAAGCACGCGUUGGUUGCGAGGGGGAUCUUGGAACAUGCGACCGUUAGGUCACCUUUAUUGCCUUUGGAGGAUGGAGCCGAGAGCGAAAUCUUUGCAGCUGUGUCUGCAUCUUCGCUGUCUCGUGUGAAAUAG